GGGAGAGGAGCCCCAGCCUGGGAUUGCCAGGAGUUUCCACUUGGUGACCAGCACUGAACACAGAAGACCAGGCAUGGAGUUGGGGCUGAGCUGGGUUUUCCUUGUUGCUCUUUUAAAAGGUGUGCAGUGUGAGGUGCAGCUGGUGGAGUCUGGGGGAGGCUUGGUCCAGCCUGGCGGGUCCCUGAGACUCUCCUGUGCAGCCUCCGGAUUCACCUUCAGUAACUACUGGAUGAACUGGGUCCGCCAGGCUCCAGGGAAGGGGCUGGAGUGGGUUGGAUUUAUUAAAAACAAAGCCGAUGGUGGAACAGCAGCAUACGCCGAAUCUGUGAAAGGCAGAUUCACCAUCUCAAGAGAUGAUUCAAAGAACACACUGUAUCUGCAAAUGAACAGCCUGAAAACCGAGGACACGGCCGUGUAUUACUGUCCCACCUUCACAAUUGCAGCAGCGGCCUCUCCUAGCCAGGACCCCGCAGAUCCCGGGUCUCCAGCCCCAAACCUGCGCAAUGUAAAGGAAGUCCCCGCUGAGCUACAGGGACCCAGCACCUCUGGGUGGGCGUGGCGGGGCGGGAAGCACCCGGGCAGCGGCGGCAGAGAUGCGCGGGGGCUGCUGGGAAGUGGGCGGUCCGAAAGGCGCAGGGCUGAUGGGACAUGGGCGGACCGGGGACGCGUCGGGGCCGGCGGGACGUGGGGGAUCCGGGGAUGCCAGGGGGUAGCUGGGGCGUGCGCGGUCCAGAGACGCCCGAGUCGCCAGGAAGCGGGGUUAGGACUUAGCGCCUCCUUCUCUUCUGGCCAUUCAGCGCCGAAAGUUCGGAAUCUCGGGGACCCUUGGGACCUCCCGCUGCGCCCUCUGGCCCCAGCUUCAGGAAGACCUGGCCAGGGGAAGGUGGGCGGCAUGAGCUGCUGCUGGCUACCGGGAAGGUGGAGGAGCCCGGGCCGCAUACGCCCCGGCCACCGCCGUCGCAGGUUCCCCGCAGGCUCGCGCUGUUCUGGUUGCUGGGCUCUGCGCGGGCCGCGUCGGGGCGCCUGCUGGGAGCGAGGAGGCGCCAUCCUGGCUGGCCUGCUCCAGGAGGAGGCUCGGGCCUGCACAGGCUCAGUUCUCGCGGAUGGGCGCGGGCGCUGGGGCGACGCCCUGCUAGAGGGAGCUGCUGGGGUGCGGAGAUGCUGGGGCGCCGCUGAGUCGCCUGGGUGUGAGGACCUCGCGCUGGCGCCUCUGGGGAAGGACGCGGAGCCACCGACGGGGAGCCAAGGGCUGCAGCUGGUGCUUGAGGCCCGCGGGCAGGCCCUUGGAGCGGCUGCUGCCCGCUGA
Molecule: messenger RNA, 1306 nt
Organism: Mandrillus leucophaeus (drill)
Lineage: Eukaryota; Metazoa; Chordata; Mammalia; Primates; Cercopithecidae
Exons: 5
Coding region: 74-1306 (410 amino acids)
Biological process (GO): defense response to bacterium; innate immune response; phagocytosis, engulfment
Cellular component (GO): external side of plasma membrane; blood microparticle; immunoglobulin complex, circulating
Molecular function (GO): antigen binding; immunoglobulin receptor binding
Source: RefSeq, a predicted model, not a curated record